AGUCUGGGGGAGACACACCAGGAGGAACUGUCCCUGAGAACGAAAGGCUACAGGACGAUGAAGGUUCUGCGGAGAGGAGGAGCCAAUCACUGAGACAAAGCUGGGAUGGAGCGCUAGGUGGCGACAUGCUGGCAUCAAACAGCGACAGGAAGUCCUGCCCCAGGAGGGAGAGGAGGGUCAGGACCCUGGAGCCCCGGGGGUCUAGAGGGCCCUUCUACUACAUCGGAGGAGCCAACGGGGCCAAGAUCGUGAGCCGGUACUGUGAAGACAAGGGCUGGCAGCGCAUUCACGACCAGCACAGGACAGACUACAAGCUCAAGUGGUGUGAGAUCAAGUCACGAGCCAACUACCACCACUUCAGAGAAGGGCACCAGCUUCUGUACCAGAUCCCCAACAACACGGUUCUGACCUCCAAGAUCGGACUGCUCAGCAGCCUGCGGGCGUUUGAGCGCGUCUCCACCAAAGUCAACUUCCAGGGACUCAGGAGGCUGAAGAUGGAGCAAUUCUUCCCUGACACGUUUCGCCUGGACCUGAGCGAGGAGAGGGAGGCGUUCUUCGCUCAGCAGAACGGUGCGGAGGAUGGACAUCAGGGGGCAUGCGUGUGGAUCUGCAAGCCCACCGGGAUGAACCAGGGGAAGGGGAUCUUCCUCCUGAAGACCCCGGAAGACGUGGCCGGCCUCAGGCUGAGGCUAAAGCAGCAGCAGAGCAGCAAGAGCAACCGGGGGAGAGCAAACAUCCGGUCCCCACAGGCACACAUCGCUCAACGGUACGUCAACAACCCGUUACUGCUGGAGGGAAGGAAGUUCGAUGUGCGGUCCUACCUCCUCAUCGCCUGCACGGAUCCGUACAUCGUCUUCUUUCGCCAUGGUUACGCUCGAUUGACCUGUGACCCCUAUGACCCAAGAUCCAACAAUCUCACAGCCCACCUGACCAAUCAGUACAUGCAGAAGAAGAACCCGAUGUACAGCGUGCUGAAGGAGGACACCGUGUGGUCCAUGGAGAAAUUAAACGACUACGUCAACGACACAUACAGCGUUGCUAAGGGUCUGCCCAGGGAUUGGAUAACGGGCGACUUCACUAGGUCCAUGAAGCAGAUCAUGCUCCAGUGCUUCCUGGCGGUUAAAUCCAAGUUGGACCGCAAAUUAGGCCUGUUUGACCUGCUCGGUUGUGACUUCCUCAUUGACGAAGAGUUUAAGGUGUGGCUGUUGGAGAUGAACUGUAACCCCGCACUGACGACCAACUGUGGGGUCCUGCAGGACGUGGUUCCCAGCAUGCUGGGGGAGACGCUGGACAUCACUCUGGAGAUCUUCAGUAAGCGUCUGUGUGGACAGGAGAUCCUCCCGCUGAUCAGCCAGAGGCACUUUGUCCUGCUGUACAGCUCCCCAGAGCCCCUGACCCGGGCCUCAGGCCCUGGGGGUAGGAGAAGAACCCCGGGCGGAGUCCAACCGAGCAGUACAUCCAAACAGAUCGCCACCACCGCCGCCACCACCACCAAUACCACCCCAGCCAUCCCCAACACAACCGCCCCAACCGCCACCAAGAGGCACGGCCCCGCAGCCCCACGGAGACGCAGUCUGGGGAACACGAACAGAGUGAGGACCUCCUGCGUCUCUGGGACAGAAUCGGAGGAUGUCGGCCACCUGGAUACUUCGAAGUCAAAGUCAAAUCUCCCGGAGACGUCGUCUCCCUCUUCGACCGCUCGCCACGUCCCGUCCCCCAAUGACCCGUGCCCCAUGAUGGCGCUCGAGGUGAACACGCUGUCAUUUCCACCGCAAGAGCUCACCGCAGCCUCUGGCCGGGCAGAAACACUCUCCACGCACGUCUGCGGCCUUCCGCUCAAGUCCUCCCAUUCCCGGGUCGAACUGAGGCUGAACAAAUGUUUAUGGCCGCCGCCGGAGUAUUGCAUCGCGGAGAAGAAGAGUAGGCCCAAGAGAGCGAACUUGGCGUCACUGCCGACAACGAGAGAGCUCGGUGAAGGGACCGGUGGUUCAAAGGAGGAGAGGCCCGGGGGGGCACUGUCUAGCAGCAGCUUCAGGGCCCCACAAACCAUACCCUGCCCACAUCCCGGACGUCCCAUGUGGACAGGAAGUCAGGAGAAGGGGAACGAGGCCAGCGCGGGUGGCGGGAACACAGGUGGCUGUCUUCCCAAUGGGAACAAGAAGGGGGAGCUGCGAUUUUGGAUAUGCAAAUAGGGACGUUACGGCCAAAGAGACGUUUUUUGCUAUUUUUUUUUAAUUAUUUUACUUCUUCGUUUGCGCUUUUUCAGAUCAGCCCUAUAAGAGAUACGGGCUAUGUUUCGUAGAAAGAAAAAGUUGUGCCCUGUCGUACUCAGCAAAUAAUGAGCUAUUACCUAAGACGUUACAACAAAAACUAAAUGAAUAGGUAUACCAUGCCUUGUUGGGUCUGUCUGAAUCCGAUACAAUUUGUCGUGAUGACUACAUCAUACUUCGGGAUACCAAAAAUGAUCUUGUGGCCAUUGUUUCAGAAUCAGAAAUCUAUUUCUAUCUACUCUCGAGUUGGUCACUGGGAAAAGCAUGGAGCAGAUGUGUUGUCUAAGCAGUAACUAACCGCGAGGGACAAUCCACAGAGGGCACUACAUCAGCACGCUGGCAGAGUCCUUUGUGGUUGUGGUUUGUUGGUAUGGGGCCUUGCCAAUAGCUUCCAUAUAUUUCCUUGUUAACUGUCAACACCCCCCGCCCUCAUGUUUAAACACUGUUGAUGCUAUUAAACCCUUAAACAACUCAA
Molecule: messenger RNA, 2745 nt
Organism: Gadus macrocephalus (Pacific cod)
Lineage: Eukaryota; Metazoa; Chordata; Actinopteri; Gadiformes; Gadidae
Gene: ttll10
Product: tubulin tyrosine ligase-like family, member 10
Exons: 11
Coding region: 126-2192 (688 amino acids)
Biological process (GO): protein modification process
Source: RefSeq, a predicted model, not a curated record